Lotus japonicus is the source of this 444-nucleotide messenger RNA. RefSeq names its product proline-rich receptor-like protein kinase PERK7. Gene Ontology annotation, molecular function: ATP binding; protein kinase activity. Gene Ontology annotation, biological process: protein phosphorylation. The record is from RefSeq and is a predicted model, not a curated record. Bases 1 to 444 code for a protein of 147 amino acids. The transcript has 4 exons. NCBI's taxonomy places the organism in Eukaryota, Viridiplantae, Streptophyta, Magnoliopsida, Fabales, Fabaceae.
AUGGACUGGGACACCAGGCUCAAAAUUGCGAUUGGAUCAGCCAAAGGACUUGCUUAUUUACAUGAGGAUUGUCACCCUCGCAUCAUUCACCGAGACAUAAAGGGUGCAAACAUUCUAAUUGAAAACAACUUUGAUGCCAAAAUUUUGGAUUCGCAAAGUUUAAUCAAGACACUAACACAUGUUUCUACUUGUGUGAUGGGAACAUUUGGGUAUUUGGCUCCUGAGUAUGCAUCAAGUGGCAAAUUAACUGUGAAAUCUGAUGUUUUCUCAUUUGGUAUCAUGCUAUUGGAGCUCAUUACAGGACGACGGCCGGUAGACAACACUGGUGAUUAUGAAGAGGAUAGUUUGGUUGAUUGGGUAAAUUACUUCAAAGUUCCGAGCUCAUUUGCCAUUCUUGUGUGGAGUCCUUUAGCAUGCUCUGGGUCAUCAGUUAUACACCUGUAA